Messenger RNA from Dentiscutata heterogama, 1191 nucleotides. The record is from the annotation of a GenBank genome assembly. NCBI's taxonomy places the organism in Eukaryota, Fungi, Glomeromycota, Glomeromycetes, Diversisporales, Gigasporaceae.
AUGGCUUCCAAAGACGAAGAAAAUAUAAGUUCAACUCAUCCAGUGGCUUUAUCAAUGCUAUCAAAACGUGAAGACUUAAUACCAGCUACAUCAUUUGAGUCUUCCGCAAACAAUGAUAACGAUAACGAAGAAGAUCAACGAAUUUCUUCACAAUUAAGUGGCUCUUUUUACUCUGGCAUAGACUCUCUGAACAUCUUAUCAUCACAAGAGAACGAUAUCUUAAUGAAUGCUGAUCCAAUCAGCGUAAAGAACAACAAAAGAACGUUCGAUAGCCUUUUAGAAGAAAAAUCUGGUGAAUAUCAUGUCAUAUCACAUGAUUCUGAUGCACCAGUUUCGAAAAAAAUUAACUCUACGACAUCUUCAGCUGUAAAUCAAGCUGAGACUCAGAAUAUCCAAUUAUCAUCUUUUUCAUUUAAACCAGUUAAACGUAAAACUCGAAAAGUUAUGUAUAAAAUUACGAAUGAAAAGGAAAUUAAUUCUUCCGGUAAUAAGAAGGCUCGUCAUGAUUCUUCCACACAUGCAUCACAAUCAAUGUCUUCACAGAAGGCAACCAUUUUCGCAUCUGAACGGAUUCAUUCUGGCCCAUCUAAGACAACUCGAGGGAGGAAAAAAAAAUCGACGCGUGAAGCUGCUUUACCAAAAAAUAUAGGACCUCCAUUGAACCCUGUUGGCAUAUUUUCAAACUUUCGAAUCUUUUUUAUUCCAAAUAAUAUCGAUAAAGUUCGUUUGAGAUUAUUGAAAGAAAAAGUAAUCGAAAGAGGAGGACAAGUAGUCGAUGGUGAGUUUGGUGCUUCGACUACGCACGUGAUCACAGCUUUACAAGGACGAAGAAUUUUAAAAAUUUUAGGAAUUCGUGAAAACAAUGUGCCUCAGUAUGAAAAACUCGUAGAUAUAAACCCAUAUAUUGUACAGACAUCAGAUACUCAGCAGAUAGAAAAAAAUGUUCAUGACAAUGACGAAAAUAAAAGAAACGAUAAUUAUAUAAAAAAAAAACAGAGACAAGAAUCCAUGUCUCCAAAAAGGCGAUCCUCUUCUCCACCCUCUGUCACACCAGAAGUAUCCGCGCCAACUUAUGAAUCACCACCAACUGUUAGUAAUGUGAUUUCGGGUGGUGAUGAUCCCUUGCUGGAAAUGAUUGCGGAGACCAAAUGUCUUGUAGAUGCGGUAAAUUAUAAAUAUACUUUAUUAUAA